Molecule: messenger RNA, 4266 nt
Organism: Trypanosoma grayi
Lineage: Eukaryota; Euglenozoa; Kinetoplastea; Trypanosomatida; Trypanosomatidae
Exons: 1
Coding region: 1-4266 (1421 amino acids)
Biological process (GO): RNA 3'-end processing
Cellular component (GO): TRAMP complex; nucleolus
Molecular function (GO): poly(A) RNA polymerase activity; mRNA binding
Source: RefSeq, a predicted model, not a curated record
AUGACACCUCUGCAGGCGAUUCAACAGCUCUCGCGGGCAAUCUAUCACGUCGAGGGGCAUGAACUGCAGAACUCAGACGCGGGAGAUGUGGGAGAAGAGACAAAUACAAUAACAGCACGGGAAGCGGCAACCAGAGGCCCAUCUCAGAAUGAAGAUACCAGUAGUUCAGGGGGCGAUGCCGAAGAUGCGCCAGCGGAUGAAGACCCACCUGAAUCUGGUACUACUACUACUACUACUACUACUACUACUACCACUUCUUCUAGUGAAGAGGUGGUGGAUGCCACUUUGGUACCGGGAGGUGAGCUUGGAGCCGCGGACCCCAUAACAGGUGUGCAGGAGGAAGAGGCAGAGUACCGUAGCCAGAUCGAGCGGGAUUACUUGUUCAGCACGCGGGCCGGACUAACUUCUGCUGCAAUGGCGUCAUCGUUACCUCCCGCUGGACCUAGCACCGCCGCUAUGGCGCUACACGGCUACGUGAAUCCGUUCUCAGCGUCACCCCUACAUAACUCCAUGCUCCGGCCGUUUGUGGGGACAGCAGCAGUGGAGCCGACAACGCCAGCUCACCAGCAGAUGAACACAGGAGGUCACCGGCUGUAUGUCCCUACGCUCGAAGGCCCUGUCUUUCAGGUCCAGACUAUCAUUUCCACCCGCGUACCUGUCAUUAAGGUGACGGAGAAAGCCACUGGGAUGAGGGGUGACAUUACAUUCGCUGGUGGCGAGCACUGGCGCUCGAUGCAGUUGACAAAUCACCUGUUAAAACGGUACCCGGCAUCGCGGGGGCUCAUUCUGUUCCUUAAGCAUUGUGUGCGCCAGAUGGGAAUAGGUGAUUCACAGCCUGGUGGUGUGACGUCAUUCGCUAUCUAUCUGAUGGUGCUGCACUUCUUCAAUGAGAUAACCCGACACAUUGAGAGACUGCUGCAACAACAGCAACAGCAACAGGAUGACGUGGCACGUGUAGCUGCAAAGUCUAGGGCUGAGGCCGCGGGGGCCGCCUGUGGGGUAGGCGACACUGCCAGUACCAGUGACGGUGUAAGGAAUAGCAAUGCGUAUGCAUCUGUCUCACAGGCGCAGGGCCCAUCAUCUGCUCACGCGGAGCCUAUAGCAUCUCCAACUUCCUCUAGGCAUGCGUCAUUCUUUGAAGACAAGUUCUCGUUGGUAGAGCUUAUUCUCAGGCAACGGUUUAACUCUAACCAGAAGAGCAGUGACGGCAAGCAGAAUGCCGUGGGUAUAUUGAAUUCUAUCCUGGCGUUCCUCGACGAGGAAGAGCUGCAUGGAGGCCGCAAUGGUGAAGAUAGUCAGCGGGCGGCGUGCCUCGUCGAGGAACGAACGGGCGCUAAACUUGUUGCACCUUCCGGUUGUGCCGCCGCGUCAACUGACGCCACACAACCUGGCACGGCACCACAGCCUGCGGACUCAGCUGCCGCCGUGCCCACAGCACGUGACGACGCCACGAAAAUGGCGUUGCGCGACGACGACGACGGCGUCGACAGCAACAACAAGAACGAGGAGGAGGAAGAGGACCAACCGGAGGUGGGUGGGGCGACUCAGGCAAGCUGUGAAGAGAAGGGCGAAGACACUAGUUUCGGUGGGGCUGCGAAGGAGGAAAAAACGGAGAACGAAGAAGAGGAGGAGGAGGAGACGGAGACGGCGACUGAGGAGAGCGAGACAAGCUUGAUUCGCUCCGUGGCUCUCCGGCUGAUCUCGACGUUUUCUCUAGGUUACCUGUUCCAUGACUUCUGUUAUUAUUACGGCUUUGCCUUCGACUACGACAACCAGGGACUCUGCUUCGAGCCCAAUGGCGAGUCAAAGGUUGUGCCGAAACCGAGGAAGUGUCAGCAGAGGGGGCAACACUUAUUCAUGACAUCGCCGUUCGACGACCAGUAUGACAUCACUGCAAGGAUGCUACACACACGCGAGUUCCAAGAGCUCUGCUGUAUGUUUGUUCCCAUCACAGACCCGCUGGCGACUUUCACCGGGUAUGGUGGCGGUGGCUGCACGCUGCAGCAGGCACUGGAGUGGAUCACGCCUGAGACCGCCUUUGAGGAACUCAUGGAAGUUCACACAGCGAUCCUGCAACAGCAACAACAACAACAACAGCAGCGUGUGGAUGCACCGGGUACGCUCUUGGCAAAGCUAGAGGAGCCGGCAGCUUCCUUGCCGUUUCUUCCAGAAGCAACGAAAAGCGCACCACUGCCGCUGCCGCUGCCGUGGCUGCGCACUGACGGAGAGAAGACAGAGCAGAUAGCCGCCACCGCAUACACAAACUUGCACACCAACAUGGAGGAGCCUCCACUGGAUAGUCGACCUUCCCGCCACCGAGAGACGGCCACGUAUAGCAGAAGCAGCACUCCUAGCGAGCUGCAUAGCAAGGAUGACCGGGAAGUUGGGGAAGCUGCGGAAGCUGCUGGUGCCGCACCCAUCAUUAUGGUUCCUUUUGCGUCCCGUGGCGGCGGCGCAGGAGUGGCAAUACCGGGGAGCAAGUCGUCCACGGUUGAUCCGCGGGGCGGCGAGUUAGCAAGGGGCCGGUCAACGGCGUCAACGACACGCCGGCAGGUGAAGCGUUGCGAGGGGAUUGUGGAGGACCCAACAACAACAGCAAGUGGUGGUGGCGCUCCGGCGCGGUCGUCACCGAAGUCUGCUACAUCAGUUUCACCAGUUCCGGCAGUAGCUGCGGUGGGACCCGCACUCCCAGCCCCUGCACCUGCGGCAUCUCCCUCCCACCCCAGCAAGGGGGUUCCACUGGGGGGGAAUGCAACCACAGUGAAUGGUGAAACGGUUUAUGUGCGCGGGCAGCACAUGCGACCGAACACCGUACAUCAUCAUCUUCAACAACAACAGCAGCAACAGCUUCCAUUUGGUCUCACCGCUCCGUUUCAGAUGUUUUUGUUCCCUCCCAACGGUGCUGGCGCCAGCUAUCCCGACCCGUCACAGUUCUAUUUCCCGAUGCCACAUCCUGCUAGUGCGGCGCUGCACUAUCACCCCCAACAACACCAGCACCACCUGCAUCAUCAUCAUCAACCUAUGAUGCCGUUCCCAUAUUUGGGUUACGAGAUAAGUCAAUUGUAUCAACAACAUGCUGCUUUUGACGCAGUGAAUAGCGGUGGAAGUGGUGGUGCUGGUGCUGGUGCUGGUGCUGGUGCUGGUGGUGUCGGUAGCGGUGGUCCCACGCUGAGUAUGCAAGGGUCCACCCAUGGGCCCUCGGUGCCCCACGGGCAAGGGGGCACGCGCGGUGGUGGAGCUUCCCCUCAUGGUGGAGGACGCAUGCGUGGGCGUGGCGCUCAUCGUGGCAACAACAACAGCAACAACAACGGUGACGGCUAUGGUGAGAAGGCGACACACCUUAAGACUGCGCUUACAGCCUUGCUAGAGGUGCCAGCCACGGCACCCGAGGGAGCAGCGCCGGAUAACAACAAUAACAAGACCAUCCUCAAUGACACGACAACGGAGACGGUUUCAGAAGGAGCACCAUCUAAGGAGCGUCAGCAAGGCGGUUCAGAUGUGAAAGAUAAGGCACAAGCAGAGGCUUCCUCUUCGCCCGGAUACGAGGCUCAACAGCAACAUCAGUAUCAGCAUCACCACCAGCAACAACAACAGUUUGACCUAGGUAACCAUUACCAUAACCACCAACACAAUGGUACAAAAUCGAAGAGCAAUAAUCAGCAUCAACACCAGCAAGCAUACUGGCGACACCAGCACACCACAACAAUGAUGAUGCCACACCACAUUUAUCCAUUUCCAAACCCUGUCGAUGCAGCAGCCUCUGCUGCCAUGUUCACAUCAAUGCAGGGAGGUGUGGGUUUCCAGCAACAGCAGCAGCAACAUCAGAAUGCGAGUGGAGCGGCUUACUCAGCUGCUACUGCGGCUGGUCUGCCCAGAAUGUCCGUUGUCGGACUCCCUGCGUACAGCCCAACAGGUUCCAUGAUAAAUGAUACCCAUCACCAUCACCACCACCACCACCACCACCAGCAGCAGCAGCAUCAGCACCAGCAGCAUCAGCACCAGCAGCAUCAGCACCAGCAGCAUCAGCACCAGCAGCAUCAGCACCAGCAGCAGCAGCACCAGCAGCAGCAGCGGUGGCAGCCGACGUUCCCUCCGCAAAGGCCAGAGGGAACUCCUCCAGGUGGCAGUGCUAACAACAAUUCGAAGAGCGGAGGCCACGCUCGCUCCACGCAGCGGACACACGAUGUAGGGGAGGACCCUAUUACAGAGGAACGGAAACAGGAGGGUGAGGAUAAUAGCGGCGAUGCUGGCCUCGCCCAGAGCUAG